Messenger RNA from Sapajus apella (tufted capuchin), 3403 nucleotides. RefSeq names its product cadherin 18 (gene CDH18). Bases 853 to 3225 code for a protein of 790 amino acids. The transcript is spliced from 14 exons. Gene Ontology annotation, cellular component: plasma membrane; catenin complex; adherens junction. Gene Ontology annotation, molecular function: calcium ion binding; cadherin binding. NCBI's taxonomy places the organism in Eukaryota, Metazoa, Chordata, Mammalia, Primates, Cebidae. The record is from RefSeq and is a predicted model, not a curated record. Gene Ontology annotation, biological process: calcium-dependent cell-cell adhesion; cell-cell junction assembly; adherens junction organization.
GGCUAGAUUGAUUAUACAGCAGCAGCAGGAGCUGAGACUCCGAGCUGAGCGAGCGUCAGGGUGAAAAGGAAAGAGAGAGAAAGAGAGGGAGAGAGAGAGAGGGAGAGAGAGAGAGAGAGAGGAACGCAAGGUGGGGAGGAAGCCAGCGCACGUUCCAUAGAAUCACUAUGUGACUGCUUGUGCCCGAUAAUCUUGCUCUGUAGCUCCCUCAGUGAACAACUUACUGAGGUGCCUUUCUUUUUACAAGAGGAUGUCAGCUGUGAGCUCCAGCAGGAAAUAACAGACUUCACCUUGGAAUAGCUCAUCUUACUCCUGCAUCAUUAAAGCGGAUUUUGAAAAGGAAACAAAAAUCAAGUCCCUCUUCCAGUUCCACUUUGUUCCAGCAUUGAACAGGAACAGUUUCAUGCUCCAGGACUGAACCCCUGCAAUAUAUAAGGAGAACACAUAUCAUCAAACAUUCCUGAAGUGAUUUAUAAGAUAGACUGAAGAGGAGCAAGAACAGAAACAGGGAGCCAGCUACAGAUCUAUCCCGAGAGUUCUGAGGAGAGAUGAUGGUGUCUGCAGCAGAUUGACAGCAGUGAAGAUUGAGAGAACAGGUUGAAAAUGGUUGCUUGUGUUCAACUACUGUGAAGAGUUGGAAUCAGACAACUACAGCUGUGAUUUUCCAAGUGGUUAAGAAUGUAAAUAUGAUCUGAUCUUUCCCUGAUGGACAGUUAAAUCAUGGACACUCUAAACAAUUUACUUCGGACUGUCCUUCCUAAAGAUGCUUUGGCUUCUCUCUUGAAUGCUCACUAAGCAUUUGUAGCUGACAAGGAAAAGAAGGAAAACUGUGAAUUGGAAAGUUAUCUUACAAUGAAAAUUACGAGCACAUCUUGCAUCUGUCCAGUCCUAGUGUGUCUCUGUUUUGUGCAGAGGUGUUAUGGAACUGCUCACCACAGCUCCAUCAAGGUGACGAGAAACCAAACCAAACACAUUGAAGGUGAAACCGAAGUCCACCAUCGUCCCAAAAGGGGAUGGGUAUGGAAUCAGUUCUUUGUUUUAGAAGAACAUAUGGGACCAGAUCCUCAGUAUGUUGGAAAACUGCACUCCAAUUCUGACAAAGGUGAUGGAUCUGUCAAGUACAUCCUUACUGGAGAGGGUGCUGGGACUAUAUUUAUCAUUGACGAUACCACGGGUGAUAUCCACUCAACAAAAAGCCUAGACAGAGAGCAGAAGACCCACUAUGUGCUUCAUGCUCAAGCUAUUGACAGACGUACAAACAAACCUCUUGAACCUGAAUCUGAGUUCAUCAUCAAAGUGCAAGACAUCAACGACAAUGCUCCAAAAUUCACAGAUGGACCAUACAUUGUUACUGUGCCUGAAAUGUCAGACAUGGGUACCUCUGUUCUACAGGUGACAGCCACUGAUGCAGAUGACCCUACCUAUGGAAACAGCGCUCGGGUGGUUUACAGCAUUCUCCAGGGACAACCAUACUUCUCUGUGGAUCCUAAAACAGGAGUUAUUAGAACAGCCUUACAUAACAUGGACAGAGAAGCCAGAGAACAUUACUCAGUGGUUAUUCAAGCCAAAGACAUGGCUGGGCAAGUUGGAGGGCUUUCAGGAUCUACAACCGUCAACAUCACCUUAACCGAUGUCAACGACAACCCACCACGCUUUCCUCAGAAACACUAUCAGCUCUAUGUUCCUGAGUCAGCUCAAGUUGGUUCAGCUGUUGGGAAAAUCAAGGCAAAUGAUGCAGACACUGGCUCAAAUGCUGACAUGACAUACUCCAUCAUCAAUGGUGAUGGUAUGGGGGUAUUCUCCAUCUCCACUGACAAAGAGACAAGAGAAGGAAUCCUUUCUUUAAAGAAGCCACUGAACUACGAGAAAAAGAAGUCAUAUACCCUCAACAUAGAAGGAGCAAAUACACAUCUUGAUUUUCGCUUUUCUCACUUGGGUCCUUUUAAAGAUGCUACCAUGCUGAAGAUCAUUGUUGGGGAUGUAGAUGAACCACCACUGUUUUCCAUGCCUUCCUACGUCAUGGAAGUCUAUGAAAAUGCCAAGAUCGGGACCGUCGUUGGUACAGUUUUGGCACAAGACCCUGACAGUGCUAACAGCUUAGUCAGAUACUUCAUCAACUACAAUGCUGAAGAUGACAGAUUUUUCAACAUUGAUGCCAAUACUGGAACCAUUAAGACUACAAAGGUUCUUGACAGAGAAGAAACUCCAUGGUACAAUAUCACAGUCACUGCUUCAGAAAAUGAUAAUCCUGAUUUGCUGAGCCAUGUCACAGUCGGUAUUAGAGUUCUGGAUGUCAAUGACAAUCCACCUGAACUUGCCAGGGAAUAUGACAUUGUUGUCUGUGAAAAUUCUAAGCCUGGUCAGGUUAUUCACACCAUCAGUGCCACUGAUAAAGAUGAUUUUGCCAAUGGACCAAGGUUUAACUUCUUUCUUGAUGAACACCUGCCUGUAAAUCCAAACUUCACUCUGAAGGACAAUGAAGAUAACACAGCCAGCAUUCUGACAAGGCGGAGGAGAUUUAGUCGAACUGUUCAGGAUGUGUAUUAUCUGCCCAUUAUGAUCUCUGAUGGUGGAAUCCCCUCUCUCAGCAGCAGCAGCACCCUCACCAUCAGGGUUUGUGCAUGCGAGAGAGAUGGGCGCGUGCGGACCUGCCAUGCAGAAGCCUUCCUGUCCUCGGCUGGUUUGAGUACAGGAGCCUUAAUCGCUAUUCUUCUGUGUGUUCUCAUUCUCCUGGCAAUUGUGGUACUUUUUAUCACCCUGAGGCGCAGCAAAAAAGAACCCUUGAUCAUUUCAGAGGAGGAUGUACGGGAGAACGUGGUCACCUACGAUGACGAGGGAGGUGGAGAGGAAGACACAGAGGCCUUUGACAUCAUAGCCUUGAGGAAUCCUUCUGCUGCUGAGGAGCUCAAGUACCGGAGAGAUAUCAGACCUGAAGUGAAGCUCACUCCCAGACACCAGACAUUGUCCACCCUCGAAAGUAUAGAUGUUCAGGAAUUUAUUAAGCAAAGACUGGCAGAAGCAGACCUAGACCCUAGCGUUCCCCCUUAUGACUCUCUUCAGACUUAUGCCUAUGAGGGUCAGAGAUCAGAAACUGGGUCUAUCAGCUCACUGGAUUCAGCAACGACACAAUCAGACCAGGAUUAUCACUACCUUGGAGACUGGGGACCUGAGUUUAAAAAGUUAGCUGAACUCUAUGGAGAAAUAGAAUCUGAAAGAACAACUUAGGGGGUAAAUUGUUGCAACUUUGUGGAAUUUGCUUCCUGAGUAAGUGGAGAUACAACCUCAGCAAUGACAAGGAAGACGUAUGGAAACAGUACUUGGAACUGAGCAAACUGGACACAGCUCCUGUAGAAACAAGUGCCCUUUUCAUGAUCGAAACUGGGUUAUUUAAUUGGAAGAAAGU